Mizuhopecten yessoensis (Yesso scallop) is the source of this 2047-nucleotide messenger RNA. Its product is annotated as histidine N-alpha-methyltransferase-like. Lineage: Eukaryota; Metazoa; Mollusca; Bivalvia; Pectinida; Pectinidae. Gene Ontology annotation, molecular function: methyltransferase activity. The record is from RefSeq and is a predicted model, not a curated record. Bases 1 to 1038 code for a protein of 345 amino acids. The transcript has 8 exons.
AUGGGUAUCACAAAGCUGGUAAAACUUAAGCUCGGCUGGUUAAACUCAAGCUCAGCUGAGCUUGCCGACAAUAUGGGAGAAGACGCUAAGCAGGCUUUAGUCAAAGGGCUGACAUCUACCCCGAAGUACAUCCCUUCUUGGUACUCAUACGACGAGACUGGGUCGGAACUUGGUUUUAAAUGUACCGUCGAAAAUCCUGGCUAUUAUUUCUCAAGGAGUGAGACGUGUACGCUGCAAAAUUAUGUACAGGAUAUCAUUCCUCGCGUUCCUUAUGGACUGACCUUGAUCGACAUAGGAAGCGGUAAUUGUAAAAAAACAAAAUUUGUUAUCAACGAACUGUUACAAAGACAAAACGGGCUGUCGUAUUAUCCAGUAGAUAUUUCCGAAGAGUUUCUGCUAAAAUCAGUAAAGGACCUAUCAGAGGAAUACGAUGACUCGCUUGUGAUAACACCUAUACCUGCAGACUACGAAAAAGGAAUAGAGCAACUGAAGAAUAUGGAAGGCCCUAAAGUGAUACUGUUUUUCGGCUGCCUUAUCAGUCUGUCGUUUGAAGACCAGGUGAAUACCUUAAGAAUGAUAUCCACCAUCAUGACAGCUAAAUGUCGACUUGUGUUCAGUGCUGAUAUCACACAAAACAGAGAAGCUGUUUUAAAGGCCUAUAAUGAUGACGCAGGUUUUCAACAGAAGUUCAGACAAAAUGGUAUUACACGGUUGAACAAGGAGGAAGGCAGUCAGAUAGAUAUGGACGUGUUCAAAUAUGAGGCCGAUUUUAUACAGAACAGCAGUUCCAAGUACAUGAGCUACGUGACGGGCUAUGUUACGGCUAAAGGCGCUGUUCUUUACCCUAUACCUGGACUUGGCAUCGAUUUGAGGAUGGAGAAAGGGGAACGGCUUUAUUUGCAUGAAGGCGCUGGAAUUAGUUGCAAAUACACGUUACAACAGCUACAGAAUAUUGUCGAGAAAGCUGGACUCCGUCUAGAGGAGACUUGGACUGAUGAAGAACGUCACGCGGUCCUAUGUAGGUGUAAAAUUGUAUGAACGCCUCCACCUGUCAGGAACUUUGAUGGACAACACAUGCCAUGCUUUCUGUCUGCAAUUGAUACGAUAAACGGCCAUCUUGUGAGUGGCUGGUAUUAGAAAUUUGUUCGAUUUACAAUAGGAAAUAGGAAUGUAGAUGCUUUUUUGGUUCUGUGAUAUAUUCUGUGAAAAACAGGGGUGCUUGACGUCCCCAGCCCUUUUCCAUUUACAUUAAUGAUUUGAUCAACGAACUACGAGAUUCAGAACUUGGCAUAUACAUUGAUGUGAUGACAUUAAGCGUCCGAUCCUACAAAACUACAAGAACUGUAAAAUAUAGUUACAAACUGGUGUCGUAAAUGGCGACUGUCUAUUAACCAAGAUAAGACCAAAGUCAUACACUUCGGUCCAAAUUCAAAAGACUCUACACAGAUUGUUUUUCAUUGUGUCGGAAAAGUAUUAAAUAUAGUUGAGUACAAAUACAUGUAUUAGGAAUUUGGCUUGAUGAACACUUAUAUUUGAAAUUGGCGGUUCGUGAACUUUCAAAGUCAUCGGGAAGAGCCCUGGGAGUUAUCACGUCCUAAUUUAUAAACUCUGGUGGUUCAUCUUACUCUGUUCACAAAGCGGUACGAAUCAGUUUGAGGAUCGUUUUUGUUUCACUUAGUUUAAACAUUUUAUUGCUUCUAAAUUCAAGCAAGAAGAUUGGGCACAAAUUAUGACAACUUAUAAAAGCCCUCUCCUCAACAAUUGUACUACAACAAUGUCAUAGCGACAAUAGACAUUUAUGUUUUUUAAGCAUGCAGUAUUUUGCUAUUUGGUAAAUAAUAUACAGAAUAGAGCAAUGCGAAUACAUUUUGUUGUCAUGAGGAAUACUUCCAACAUCGAUAAGAGGGGCGAAAUGAUAUGGAUGUCCUGCUUUGCUAAGCAACAUGUCAAAAGUAUAACGAUUGUUGUGUAAACUAAAUCAAUUAAUGAUGACAGACUUCUGUAUAAAUGUUAUUAAUGGUCUAAAAGAAACGGAGAGCAUGGGAAA